Paecilomyces variotii is the source of this 1959-nucleotide messenger RNA. Its product is annotated as putative alkaline serine protease AorO. The transcript has 5 exons. The record is from RefSeq and is a predicted model, not a curated record. Lineage: Eukaryota; Fungi; Ascomycota; Eurotiomycetes; Eurotiales; Thermoascaceae. Gene Ontology annotation, biological process: proteolysis. Gene Ontology annotation, molecular function: tripeptidyl-peptidase activity; serine-type endopeptidase activity. Bases 1 to 1959 code for a protein of 652 amino acids.
AUGAGAGCCUCUGUCUUGCUCCUUGGAGCCCUGGCAGCAGCAGCUGCCGCAAUCCCUGCUCCUCACAAUUAUGUCCUUCAUGAAAGACGGGAUGUGUUACCUACCUCAUGGAGUGAAGGCGAGCGUAUCUAUAGGAAGACCUCGCUGCCUAUGAGAAUUGGCUUGACCCAGUCUAACCUGGAUCGAGGUCAUGACCUUCUGAUGGAAGUGUCCGAUCAUACUUCACCAAAGUAUGGUCAGCAUUACACUAUAGAAGAGAUUCACGACUUAUUUGCUCCCUCAGAAGAGAGCGUCCAGAGUGUCCGUGAUUGGCUCGAAUCAGCUGGAGUACACGGCGAUAGGAUCACCUUGUCAGCCAAUAAGCAAUGGCUGCAAUUUGACGCUGAUGCCGAGGAGGUUGAAAGACUGCUGCGUACUGAAUACUACGUACACACAGAUUCCGUGACUGGGAAGUCUCACGUCGCAUGCCACGAAUAUUAUAUUCCGGAGCACGUGCAAGAGCACGUUGACUACGUAACCCCAGGCGUCAAGCACCUUGGUGUUAAGGGUGGAACUUCAUCUUCUCUCGCUAAGCGUACCAAGAACUUGCGGAACCCCGGCCUGCCGCCUCUAACGAAACCUCUGGAUAUUGCUCUUGGGAUUCUGAAAGAGGCACUUCUGGAAACAUGCGACCUUGCCAUCACUCCCGAAUGCAUUCAGGCCAUGUAUAACAUCACAGUCGGAGACAAGGCAACCCCCGGAAACGAGCUUGGAAUUUUUGAAGAUUUAGGGGAUGUCUACAGCCAGACAGACUUGAAUCUGUUUUUCACGACUCUAUACCCCAAAAUCCCGUACGGAACGCACCCGACGUUAAAUGCUAUCGACGGUGCCCAAGCUCCGGAAUCUGUGACGAGUGCAGGCCCUGAGUCUGAUCUGGAUUUCCAGAUCUCUUAUCCUAUCAUUUGGCCGCAGAAUUCGAUCCUUUUCCAGACGGAUGAUCCAGUCUACGAGAGCAAUUAUACGUUCACUGGCUUCCUCAAUAACUUCCUCGAUGCGAUUGAUGGCUCGUACUGUACCUACAGUGCCUAUGGAGAGACCGGAAACUCGGAUCUCGAUCCUCCCUACCCAGACCCCGCGCCUGGCGGAUACAAGGGCCAGUUGCAAUGCGGCGUUUACAAGCCGACCAAUGUCAUCUCUAUCUCUUACGGAGGUGCCGAAGCCGAUCUACCUAUUUCCUACCAGCGGCGGCAGUGCAAUGAGUUCAUGAAACUUGGCCUACAAGGAGUCUCGGUCGUCGUGGCUUCUGGUGAUUCUGGCGUCGCUGGCCGAGGUGGAGACCCGACCCCCAGUAACUGUCUAGGUGAAGAUGGAACAGUCUUUGCGCCCGACUUCCCAGCUACUUGCCCCUACGUCACUGCAGUUGGUGCGACUUAUCUUCCCUUGGGCGGUAGUGCCGAAAAGGACGAAGAAGUAGCUGUAACUCGUUUCCCCUCAGGCGGCGGUUUCAGCAACAUCUACAAGGCUCCGGACUACCAAACAAGUGCCGUUGCCGCCUACUUCAAGGAGAAGAACCCUCCUUACAAAUACUACGAGAGUGUUGACAACAGCAGUUUCGCUGCAAAUGGCGGCAUCUACAACCGCAUCGGCCGUGCCUACCCCGAUGUUGCGGCCAUAGGUGACAAUGUCGCCAUCUAUAACGCCGGAGCGCCCACCUUGAUCGGUGGUACAUCGGCUGCGUCACCUGUGUUUGGAGCAAUUCUUACCCGUAUCAACGAGGAACUAAUCGCGAAGAACAAGUCAACCGUGGGUUUUGUCAACCCUAUUCUCUACGCUCAUCCAGAAGUGUUCAAUGACAUUACGGUCGGAAACAACUCUGGCUGUGGUACUCCUGGUUUCUAUGCUGCUGAGGGAUGGGAUCCUGUUACUGGGUUGGGAACUCCAAACUACCCAGCGCUACUUGACCUCUUCCUAAAGCAGUAA